This is a messenger RNA of Telopea speciosissima, 2024 nucleotides long. Its product is annotated as squamosa promoter-binding-like protein 13A. Gene Ontology annotation, molecular function: DNA binding. The record is from RefSeq and is a predicted model, not a curated record. NCBI's taxonomy places the organism in Eukaryota, Viridiplantae, Streptophyta, Magnoliopsida, Proteales, Proteaceae. Gene Ontology annotation, cellular component: nucleus. The coding region runs from base 261 to 1928 and encodes 555 amino acids. The transcript is spliced from 4 exons.
CUAUGGAUUGUCUGUCUUCUUGCACAUCCUCUUUCUGGGUAUAUUCUAUGUCAAUGGAGAAUUGAAGCUUGAGGGACUACUUGGACUUUGUUUUUAAUUUUUUUUUCUUUUCUGUUCUCAUCUUUUUCUUUUCCAUUCCUUUUCCCCUGCCGAUGUGCGUUCUCCACCCAUAGACUAGGCUUUUGCCUUGAAGAGGGUAUGUUCUGUUACAUGAACUUUAAUCUCUGCCACUGUUGAACAGUCCUGGGUAUACGUAUGCAAUGGAGUCUUGGAGUUAUGGUUCUGAAGGGAAGGGUUUUCUCGUUUCUGAUGAGUUGAUUUCACUAGCUGAUGCUCGUGAGCGAAGUGGGAGAGUUGCGAUGGGUUGGAAUUCGAGAACGCAAUGUAAUUUUGAGAGUGCCAUGUGCGUCCCAGGUCGACUUACCAUCGAGAGUCAGGGAGGAUUCAUGGAAUUGGGUUUCCCUGAAAUCACCAAGAAGUCACUCCCUGAAAACCCGAUUGGAGGAGCUUUGGGUGGUCAGAUUGGUAGCGCAAGAGUGGCUUCUCCUCCUUAUGUGGUCUCCCCGAAAGCGUUUUUAGAAGAGGAUUCCAGUUCAAGAUUUUCGAGCUCUGCAGUGGACUCCAGUAGUUGGGAUUCGGCACUGAUUGAUUUGAAGCUGGGAAGAUUGACUGGUUACAGAGAUCCACAGAAGGGUGAAUCUUUCAAACAAACGCCUGUUAUAAGCUCGGUCAGCUCAUCUGUGCCAGCAAAGAGAGCACGCACUACGAGUUUGAACUCUCAGACUCCCUAUUGCCAAGUUCUUGGUUGUAACUUGGAUCUCAGCUCCUCAAAGGACUACCACAAGAGGCAUAGAGUUUGUGAGGCUCACUCCAAAACCACCAAAGUUAUUGUGAACGGCAUCGAGCAGAGGUUUUGCCAGCAGUGUAGCAGGUUUCAUUUACUGGCUGAAUUUGAUGAUGGUAAGCGAAGUUGUCGAAAACGUCUUGCAGGCCACAAUGAGCGUCGUAGGAAGCCCCAGUUUAAUCACAGCAGUAGAGCAGAGAAAUUGCUUUCAAUGUAUCAAGGUAACAGGUUUCUUGGGACUCCCUUUUCCUCGAGGACUUCAUUCAUUUGUCCAGAUAUAUUCCCACUGCAUUCAACAAAAUAUGAAACUGGUAACUGGUGCAAGCAACUAAAAUUAGAACAUGAGACAGUUGAUGAUCCUCAGGUAGUGAUACCUAUUACAAAUGGACUUCCUAGAUCCUUCCUCCCUCCUUAUGGCUCAGAGAAACAGUAUCCUUCUUUGGAUGGCAAUGGAAUUGUUACUGGACCACAAAGCAUUUUAUUUGAGAAGAAUAAUCAAUACCCUCAUGACUUGUCCAGUCCAAAUUGUGUCUCACAACCAGUAUUCGGAAAGAACACAUCAGGAAGUGAAGAAUUGACUUUUUUUGAUACAGCAUCAACCAUUCAAGGAAUGUCCGGGGUCUCUGACUCUGGUUGUGCUCUCUCUCUUCUGUCAUAUCAAUCACACAAUUCCUCAAGCCAUUCGUCAGGAAAUCCCCUUGCUCAGCCUCUGAUAAUCCAAUGCAGUAAUCUCCAUCAAAGUGUAGGUCCGUUUCCUGAAAAGCAUUUUGGAGCAAGCUCACAAACUUCAACAAGUGUCGCAUCAAAUAAGUUUUCGUCAUCAGGGAUGAACUCUGUGGAGGUUGAUCACAUGGAGCCUAUAUUAGUUUCUGAUGACAACAAUGUUGAAAAUUUUGAAGUUCAUACGGAAGGAAUGUUUCAAGGGUCAGAUCUUGUGGAUGCCAAGGAUUCUCUCACUCAUGCUCGAGGACCCACUGUUGAUUUGCUUCAACUGUCAUCACACCUUCAACAUGUGGAGCGUCAGAGGCAUUUCUUGCAAGUGAAGCAGGAAAAUAAUAUUUUCUGCUGCCUCCCUAACAGUUAACUGAUACAUGAUAACAAGGUACAUAAUCAUGUCCCUGAAAACUUUGUUUGUGUAAGCUUUAAGCCUCUGCUGAUUUGGAAAUUGCAGUGUUUUACU